CCUCCCUACACUACGGAGUCCCCCCCGUUGCCUCACCCUCCCUUGCCCCCUAUGAUACCAACAGCGAUUGCAUUCGGACAGCAUGUUUGAUGAAAAAGGGUGCUUAGGCAAAUAUUUAGCUAGAGAAAAAAUGAAUUGGUCAUUACGUGUGCGAAAUAUUAUUUAGGCUAUUCCGGUUUACAGAGACGGCAUUCUAAUGUAAGAUAAAUUGAAUGUACUGAAUGUGUAAUAGCUACAGUGGAUGAAUAUUGUUAGCUUGAAUGGUUGGCUAGCUAGCUAAACAUCGGGACUACUAAAUCAACAUUGCAUUGUAGCCUAUCGGAUAUUUUAACGUUCCAUAAUGUAAUGUCAAGUGGAUGCAACGUUACAUUGAUGUUGAUGUCUCAUUGAUUGAACUGAACGAGAGAGGGAAUGUAUUCCGAUACAACCACAGAGACGAGUAGAGGAAUUUGAAUCGACAUAAUCUAUCUGCAGCGGGGCAUCGGGACGGAUGAUGAUGGCUUCGUGGCGACGGACAGCAGCUCUCAUCUGUUUACAAUGGGUGUUCCAGUACACCCUUUGUCGCGAGGUAACCCUUCCCUCCGGACCCCUAUACCGCGUGGCAGGGUUCUCCCUCUCCAUCCCCUGUGCUGUAUCAGGCUACGAGGGUUCCCGAACGCAGGACUUUGAGUGGUUCCUGUACAGGGAGGACUCCCAGGGGAGACAGAUGGGGGUGAUCUCCACCAGGGACCCCGGGUUUCCCUAUGCACCCUUCCAGGCGCGGGUGAGGUCCGGGGAGGUGAGGGUGGAGAGGGACUCGGGGGACAAGGCCAGGCUGGUGUUCCAGAGGCUACGCGCAGAUGACCAGGGACGAUACGAGUGUUACACACCCAGCACAGACUCCAAAUACCAAGGCAACUACAGUGCCUCGGUCGCUGUCAAAGUGAUUCCAGACACUCUCCUGAUUAGCUACUCCCGGUCUCUGACUGGCCAACCCGUGCCAGAGGGGGCGGAGAUAACUCUCACCUGCUCCGCCGCCGUCCAAUCAAAACAGCACACCCACCUGUCCAUCACGUUCGGCGUGCGUGUCAGUGGUAGCGGGUUGGGGUCGGGGUCGGGGACACCGAGAGAAAUCAUAGCUAUCGAUAAGGAACUGAGCGUGACUCCUGGCCGAGGGGACUCCUACCAGAAGAGAUAUGACGAUGGAGAGAUAACGCUGGUGAAGAAGAGUGGAGAUGGAGGGAGAGAUGUCUACGUGAUGAGGCUGAGCGCCGUGGCCCCGGAGGACUCAGGGGCCUACUUCUGUGAGGCGUCGCAGUGGAUCCUGGACCCUGAUGGAGCGUGGCAGAAGAUCGCUCAGAGGACCCUGGAGAUUGGCAACCUGACGGUCCAACCACUUGCUGACUCCCUGACCGUUACGUCCACUCCGCGAGGUGAGGUAACUCUCCAGUUAGGCUCCCCCAUCACUCUGACCUGCGAGGUGUCUGGUUUGGCCCCUGGGGGCCGCUCGGGCCUGCUGGUUCAGUGGAUGAGGAGGGGCACCGUGAGCAGCGAGGACAGGGCAUUGACGGGUGGAGGUGUGGAGGUGGAGGUGGCCCGGUACGGCCCAGACGGGGUGGUGAGCUGGGGAGAUGACUCCAGCCGGGGGGGUCGGAGUGGAGGGGGUUCCAUGGAGAAGGAGGUGGAGGGACGGUACUCUCUCAGGUUGUUCUCUGCCCACCCAGCUGACACGGGGGUGUACCGUUGUGCUGUGAGCGUCUACGCUGGGAGGCUUAACCCGGGACCCUCCAGUGCUGCUACCCUCACACAGAGGUCAGAGGGGGUCACCGUCAACCUCAAGACCAAAGAGGUCAAGGUGUCAGCAGUAGCCAACCUUCCCCGCGGCCCCCUCCUGAAGAGAGGUGAUACCGUCACCCUGCUCUGCAACGUAUCCGUGGUAACCACCGGCCCUGCACAGGUGGAGGUCCAAUGGCUGCAGAGGGCGGUCUUCCCGGCCCAGGAGGGUGGGGCUACAGCAGGGGGUGUGAUCAUAGAGAAGGGUGGUGACAAGCCGUCAGUAGAGGAGAAGGGGACGGUGUUAGCAUCUCUUACCUAUGAGGGCCUAUCCAGGCCAUAUAAGAACCACAGCUCUGAGGUCAGUAUGGACCGGGUGUCUCCAGGCACCUACAGGCUGAGGAUCUUCUCCGCCCAGGACCAGGACCAGGGCCUGUUUGUCUGCCAGGCUGAGGUGUGGGGACAAGACCCCCGUGGAGGAUGGUACAACACCGGGGCCAAGGCCCAGUCAGAGGGUGUCAGGGUCUACCUGUACGCCAGAGCGGCCGACCUGCUCCUCAUCCCCUUGGUUGUGGGCGUGUCCUCUGCCUUGUUUGUGGGCGUGGUCAUCAUCGCCACGGUAACCUGUUGCUUCAUGAAUCGAUUGGCUAGGCAGCGCUCCCCGAAAUAGGAAGUAGGAAGUCACGACAACGUAUAACGUAUAAGUUCACUGAAUGGUCAUCGACGAAGAGGUAAAAAAAAAAGACCGAAAAUAAAACAACUAGUGGACUGUAAAAAGUUUCAAAUCAAGGAAUUGGAACUCUCAGACCUACGCGAUGUCCACAUCCAGAUGUAAAUACGGCUAUGUAACAAAUAGUGUUGAUCUAAUCUGGGACAGUGACCAAGAGAAAGACACUAGCACUACUUCUCCUACCGGUCAUACAGACGUUUGAUUGUUUCACAUGGUACCAUUUCCACUUGUUCCUAAUAUGUUUCAUCCAGCUUGUUUCUGUUGUAUAAACCCCCACCGUAUCAACCUCUUUUCAGACUUCCAUAGCAAACCUAACCAAACAGCUGGCUCUUAUUCAGCACGGUUACAACAACAAUGGUGGAUGCGUAUCUAGGCCAGCACAGAACAGCUUGGUUUGGCUCAGUAGUGUACAAAGCCAGUUAGGUGUUUGAUAUGUCAACACUGUCAGAAAUGGACUAUGAAGUAGUUCAAUCACAAAUGUUGACUUAGAAGAGACACUGAUUAGUUAUCCCUUUUUGUUUUGGUUUAUUUAUUUUCCUUGGCAACCACCCUCUCACAAGAGAGUGGUUUAUAAUAUUCAUAUGACGUUAGCGUUAAAGUUGUAUCGUUCGAAUGGCAUGAUUGUUAAAUGAUAUAUCUGUGUUGCCCAACUCCGGUCCUCGAGUAUCCCCAUCAGAACACAUUUUGUUGUUGUUGUUGUAGCCCCGGACAAAAACACCUGAUUCAACUUGUCAAGGAGCUUGUUGAUUAGUUGACAGAUAGAAUCAGGUGUAUCUUGUCCGGGGGCCACAACGAAAAAUAUGUACUAUUGGGCGUACUCAAGGACCGGAGUUGGACAACGCUGUGAUAUAGGAUUGAAGAUUUAAUGCAAUGCAUGUUGAGGUAGAGUAAGUCUUACACUGCCACUACUACUAACAACAGUCCCUCUAGUCUAAAGAAAACCCAUCUCAGCAAUACCACCGGUGGUAGCGUUAAACCGGUGUUUUAUCGCUAUGAAGUCAACACUGUCACUGUAUAGAAACCGUAGUGCUGUCAAAUUAAAUGGAGUACCAGAAUCUUUUUAAUUCCACUUAAAGCACUGAAUACCUAGACCGCUAUAUCAGGACAGGGAAGUUAAUGUACACUUCCUGUAUUCAAUCAACACUCUGUAAAUACUGGGCUACACUAGUAAACAAAGCCAUUUGUUUGUAUGAGCCUGAUCCCAGAUCUGUUUGUUCUGUUUUGCCAAUUCCUAUUGUUUAUCUAUGGUGCCAAACAUAAGCGUUGUCAAGAUGAGACGAACAAGUCUAGGAUCAGGUUAGGACUCGGCCAGGGGAUAUUCUGAUGCUGAGAAGAACAAUAACGAAGCAUUCCAGACAGUCUGCUAAACCGAGUAAAAAAAAUACAAAAAAUGUAAAAGUUAUUUCUGUAUCUAUUUUAGACAUUUAUGAAGAGAGUUAAUAUACGAUAGUAAGCAUCCAUGCACUAAGCUGAAUUCUGCGUGUUACGGUAUACUCCAGAGAGAUUCGUUUUUUAUUUUUACUUCUAGAACUUAAGAUAAGAUGAGACCCUACUUGAAAUGCUGUGCUUGUCCGUGAGCUGAGCGGAUGACUUUAACAUUCAACGGCUGUCUGUUUGUUCUUAAAGCACUUGGACCAAAACUAGUCUCGCUUGGCAGACUCGUACAGUGGCUGUGGGAAAGAGACCAAAUCCAUUUCCCCUGGAACCAUUCAAACCUGUUGAAUAAGUUACUGACUGUUGUUUCAGUGUAAAGUCUUGUUGCUGUUCUGUUCUCUUAGUGUAGUCUUUUUAAACCAUUUACGCAAUGGUUUAUGGUUGAUUCCUGAUUGAUUCAUUUUGUUUUAUUAUUUCUUUGCAAUUUGUGUUAUGGUGGUCAAAUUAAGAAGAAAAAAAUGGCAAAGAAUUUAAAAAUAUAUAUUUUUAUGAUACAUCCAGUAAACAGGAAGAAGACAUGUGUUGUUGUCCUAUGGAACAGCUGUGCCCUGAGCUACUAGGAUAGGAUGUACUCUCCUCUCCUCUGGGCAGCCAUGUGGGUCAGAUGACAGGCCUGGGUGGGGUUGACUGAGACCACAAUCACCACGGGUCUAUUAAGCUAAGUGAAAUUCAACCAUUUGGAAUGCUGCAGAGAUACAUGUCACACAUAGACUUGACAUUAUUCCCUAUUCGACUCAGCAGAGAUACAUGUUACACAUUGACUUGACAUUAUUCCCUAUUCUACUCAGCAGAGAUACAUGUUACACAUAGACUUGACAUUAUUCCCUAUUCUACUCAGCAGAGAAGCAUGUCUGCACAGGACACAUUUCUCUCUGAACGUGCUGUAAUGCAGUCUGCUGGGUAAGUGAUAACUUCCAAGUUCAGGGUGUUUUCUUCUACUGAAGUUUGGCAUCCCGAGUGGCGCAGCGGUCCAAGGCACUGCAUCUCAGCGCAAGAGGCGUCACUGCAGUCCCUGGUUUGAAUCCAGGCUGCAUCACAUCUGGCUGUGAUUGGGAGUCUGAUAGGGCGGCGCAUAAUUGACCCAGCUUCGUGUGGGGUAGGCCGUCAUUGUAAAUAAGAAUUUGUUCUAAUUAAUUAAAUAAAUAAAUUAAAUGAAAAGUGUAUUCUCCGCUGUGCACAUGGUAGCCUGCCUAUGACAGUGAGAUGGACUCUAAUAUCGAGUUCCUCUGUCCACUAUGACCAACAACAUGCCCCAGACUCCCUUUGGAUGGAUAAAUCUCAAACCGACCAACCCAGAGACAAAUAUUCAGAAACCCUCUACAAACAACAACAAACUAUUUUAAACACAUGGCUCUGGGCCAAUCUCUCUCUCUCAAUUCAAUUCAAUUCAAUUGACUUUAUUGACAUGGCAAGUUCGUUAUUACUUACAUUGUCAAAGUAUACAUAUCGAAAAUAAAAAUCAAAUAUAUAUGUAUAUAUAUAUACGAAAUAUAUAUAUAUUUAUAUAUAAAUAAAUGGUGGGACCAACAGCAAUAAUAACAGUAGUAGUGGACAUGGGAUUACCAUUAACAACAACUACAACAACAAUAUAAUAUCUCUAUAAUAUCUCUCUCUCCCUCUCUCUCUCUCUCUCUCUCUCUCUCUCUCUCUCUCUCUCUCUUCCUCUCUCUCUCUCUCUCUCUCUCCCUCUCUCUCUCUCCCUCUUCCCCUCUCUCGCUCUCUCUUCCUCUCUCUCUCUCUCUCUCUCUCUCUUCCUCUCUCUCUCUUCCUCUCUCUCUCUCUCUCUCUCUUCCUCUCUCUCUCUUCCUCUCUCUCUCUCUCUCUCUCUUCCUCUCUCUCUCUCUCUCUCUCUCUUCCUCUCUCUCUCUCUCUCUUCCUCUCUCUCUCUCUCUUCCUCUCUCUCUCUCUCUCUCUCUCUCUCUCCCUCUCUCUCUCUCCCUCUUCCCCUCUCUCGCUCUCUCUUCCUCUCUCUCUCUCUCUCUCUCUUCCUCUCUCUCUCUCUCUCUUCCUCUCUCUCUCUCUCUCUCUCUUCCUCUCUCUCUCUCUCUCUUCCUCUCUCUCUCUCUCUUCCUCUCUCUCUCUCUCUUCCUCUCUCUCUCUCUCUCUCCCUCUUCCCCUCUCUCUCUCUCUCUCUCUCUCUCUCUCUCCCUCUUCCCCUCUCUCUCUCUCUCUCUCCCUCUUCCCCUCUCUCUCUCUCUCUCUCUCUCUCUCUCCCUCUUCCCCUCUCUCGCUCUCUCUCCCUCUCUCUCUCUCCCUCUUCCCCUCUGUCUCUCUCUCUCUCUCUCUCUCCCUCUCUCUCUCUCCCUCUUCCCCUCUCUCGCUCUCUCUUCCUCUCUCUCUCUCUCUCUCUCUCUCUUCCUCUCUCUCUCUCUCUCUUCCUCUCUCUCUCUCUCUCUUCCUCUCUCUCUCUCUCUCUCUCUUCCUCUCUCUCUCUCUCUCUUCCUCUCUCUCGCUCUCUCUUCCUCUCUCUCUCUCUCCCUCUUCCCCUCUCUCGCUCUCUCUUCCUCUCUCCCUCUCUCUCUCUCUCUCUCUCUCUCUCCCUCUUCCCCUCUCUCGCUCUCUCUUCUUCUCUCUCUCUCUCUCCCUCUUCCCCUCUCUCGCUCUCUCUUCCUCUCUCUCUCUCUCUUCCUCUCUCUCUCUCUCUCUCUCUUCCUCUCUCUCUCUCUCUCUUCCUCUCUCUCUCCCUCCCUCCCUCUCCCUCCCUCUCUCUGUCUCUGUCUCCAGCCCAUAGGAAUAGAAUUAUUGUACUAUUCUAAUUCUAAUAAUUCUAUACCCAAGCCGCUGAUUAUGAUUCAUAUUAGUGGUAGUCAUGCGUUAGGAAAAACAUUGAUCUGCGAUGUUCUGGACUGUGAGCCACUUACUUCCAGAGAUCAACUGGCGAAAAAGCUGGUUUAUCCUCUAGCUCUCUAGCCUCUGAACGAUGCCCCUGGCUGGCUCCCCCACGUGAUCACAUUCACCACAGCAGCACUGGAGAGACGGGAAAAAGAGAGAGAGAGACAGAGAGAGAGGGGAGGGGUAGAGAGAGAGAGUAGCACUGGAUAGAGAGAGGGGGGGGAGUGGGCAGAGCGAGUGGGAGGGAGGGAGAGAGAGAGGGGAGGGGUAGAGAGAGAGAGUAGCACUGGAUAGAGAGAGGGGGGGAGUGGGCAGAAUGAGUGGGAGGGAGAGAGAGAGGGGAGUGGUAGAGAGAGAGAGUAGCACUGGAUAGAGAGAGGGGGGGAGUGGGCAGAAUGAGUGGGAGAGAGAGAGGGGAGGGGUAGAGAGAGAGAGUAGCACUGGAUAGAGAGAGGGGGGGAGUGGGCAGAACGAGUGGGAGACAGAGAGAGAGGGGAGGGGUAGAGAGAGAGAGUAGCACUGGAUAGAGAGAGGGGGGGUGUGGGUAGAGCGAGUGGGAGGGAGAGAGAGAGAGAGGGGAGGGGUAGAGAGAGAGAGUAGCACUGGAUAGAGAGAGGGGGGGUGUGGGUAGAGCGAGUGGGAGGGAGAGAGAGAGAGAGGGGAGGGGUAGAGAGAGAGAGUAGCACUGGAUAGAGACAGGGAGUAGAGGGGGGAGAGAGAGGAGAGAGGGAGAGACAGAUCAACGCUGGAUAGAGAGAGGGGGGGAGUGGGCAGAACGAGUGGGAGGGAGAGAGAGAGGGGAGGGGUAGAGAGAGAGAGAGGGCGGGAUGUGGGCAAAGCGAGUGGGAGGGAGAGAGAGAGGGGAGGGGUAGAGAGAGAGAGUAGCACUGGAUAGAGAGAGGGGGGUGUGGGCAGAGCGAGUGGGAGAGGAGGGGUAGAGGGAGAGAGGGGGGGUGUGGGCAGAGCGAGUGGGAGGGAGAGAGAGGGAGAGACAGAGGGAGAGAGAGAGAGAGAGGAGAGAGAGAGAGAGGAGAGAGAGAGAGAGGAGAGAGAGUGGGAGAGGAGGGGUAGAGGGAGAGAGGGGGGGUGUGGGCAGAGCGAGUGGGAGGGAGAGAGAGGGAGAGACAGAGGGAGAGAGAGAGAGAGAGGAGAGAGAGAGAGAGGAGAGAGAGAGAGAGGAGAGAGAGAGGGAGAGAGAGAGAGGAGAGAGGGGAGAGACAGAGAUCAACGCUGGAUAGAGAGAGGACAGAGUGCGCCAAGUGAAUGUAACUGAAUACAUGUUCACUGCUCCUCUCUUUCCUUAAUCCCCAUGUUUAUGGGUUCAGCCCUCUCUGUAACCCCUCCCCCACUGUGUUAUCGCUGUGUAUCAUCACUGUGGCAUUUGGUUUAUUUAAUACCCUGCUCCUGCCCGUCCCUGACCGACUGGCUGUAAAUAUGGUAACUGGCACACUGACCAAACUGCAGCUAAAGCCACUUAAAUGGCACCCUAUCCCCUAUUUUAGUGCACUGCUUUUGACCAGAGCCCUCUGGCACCUAUUCCCUAUUUAGUGCACUGCUUUUGACCAGAGCCCUCUGGCACCCUAUUCCCUAUUUUAGUGCACUGCUUUUGACCAGAGCCCUCUGGCACCCUAUUCCCUAUUUUAGUGCACUGCUUUUGACCAGAGCCCUCUGGCACCCUAUUCCCUAUUUAGUGCACUGCUUUUGACCAGAGCCCUCUGGCACCCUAUCCCCUAUUUUAGUGCAAUGCUUUUGACCAGAGCCCUCUGGCACCCUAUUCCCUAUUUUAGUGCACUGCUUUUGACCUGAGCCCUAUGGGAUUGCAAACAUGGUGACUGGCCCACUGUCGAGGCUUCAGCAACUUCCCGAAAUUGUAUUUCUGUUACCAUGUUGCAUUAUUGGGGGGGAGGGGGGGGGUAGGUGAAAUAAGAUAAAUAAUGUUGACAUGUAAAAAUAAAAUUUCAGGAAGUUUUCUUUUAAAAGUGAUUACUUUAACGUGGUUUUACCUGAGUUACUUUUUUAAUUACCGCCCCUGCUAUUGACAUACAGCAGUUUGUAGGUUUGUGUGUAUGUCUCCUGUUGUGUUAGUGUGCCACUACCCAACCACUGUAAUAUGGUGUUAUUAUGCUGUUUAUAAACACUUUGUUUACUGCUUUAAUGACCACCGUCUGUUCUGUUUUUCAUUUGUAUUUUAAUGUAUCGUUUUUUUGCUGCCAUUUGAUAAAAUCAAUAAACCACUCCUGAUUUAUUGUA
Molecule: messenger RNA, 8998 nt
Organism: Salvelinus fontinalis (brook trout)
Lineage: Eukaryota; Metazoa; Chordata; Actinopteri; Salmoniformes; Salmonidae
Gene: igsf8
Product: immunoglobulin superfamily, member 8
Exons: 9
Coding region: 491-2422 (643 amino acids)
Source: RefSeq, a predicted model, not a curated record